Messenger RNA from Rhinocladiella mackenziei CBS 650.93, 753 nucleotides. RefSeq lists its product as uncharacterized. The record is from RefSeq and is a predicted model, not a curated record. NCBI's taxonomy places the organism in Eukaryota, Fungi, Ascomycota, Eurotiomycetes, Chaetothyriales, Herpotrichiellaceae. The transcript has a single exon. Bases 1 to 753 code for a protein of 250 amino acids.
AUGGCCAUCAUCCCUUCCGCCUUCACCUCCCGCCCAGCCAACACAGCCAUCACGUCCACGGCCGUGGCCCUCACGUUCUCCCUUGCCUGGUUCCUCAGUGACUUCUAUGCCUGGAAAUCCUUUGGCACUGGCGGCACUCCUCCCACCUGGGCAGGCUAUUGGCGCAUGACCAAGAUCCGCAUCAAUCGAAUGCUCCUAUUUGGGAAAGACGAUCUGACCGACCCGUCGCCACUAUCGAGCUCGGGGCCGAAAUAUCUCGAGGCCGAAACUAUUCCUGCCCGACAAGGCCCCCGACCAUCCAUCAUGGCCCGCACCAUGCCCCAGCGUCAAGUUCCGUACAAGAAGGGAACCGUCGAUGCGGGCGUCGAAGCCAGAGUGAAGGCCAUGAUGGCCACCUUUGCAGCCCAAUAUCCGGACCUCCUGGACCUUCGACCCAGCAAGACUGAAGGAGGUAGCACCGAUGCCAUCUACGCGAAGCCAUCUCUCCCGACUCUCAAUGCAAAGGCGAAGAACGACAAGAUCUUGACCACGGAGAUCGCACACGCUCACCCGGCCGAGGGCAGCUUACACGUCUGGCUUGGCCAGGCAGAUGCAAAGAUUGUGGUUGAGAAGGGAUGGGGCAUGCGAUUCCCUCUCGUCUUUGUGGAUAAAGGCUGGACUAUGGUCUACGCUCCUAGGACGAUGGCGGAAGUGGAUGUUGUGGAGCACAUUGUCCAGGCGGGUAUUGCGAAUAUUACUGGUGUUGAAGUGUGA